UACAAGUGUUAAGAGUUAUGGUGAGUAAUAAUAAGAGCAGAAAUUCAUACAGGCUUUUAAAUUGAUGUUAUUUGCAAAUAUGUGUCUCCUAACAGCAACUGACUUGAAGCGUAUUUUUGAGAAAGUGGACGUGAAUGGCGACGGAUUGGUGAGCCUUGAGGAACUGAAUCGAUUGCUUCAGAUGACGGGCAAUUCCCAAUAUAGCAUAGAAGAGUUGGAAUCACUUGUGGAAAAGAAAAGUCUUGGUUUCAGUGAUUUCUUGUUCUUUUACAACUCAAUAUCGGAGCAGAACAAGGGAGAGAGCAAAGGAAGUGAGUUGGAGAGCGACCUGGCCAAGACCUUUGAGGUGUUUGACUUGGACGGAGAUGGUUUCAUCACAAGCCAAGACCUUGAGUCUGUCUUGAAGAGGCUUGGCUUCUGGGAUCAAACACAUGCCAAGGAUUGCAGAACCAUGAUUCGUUUCUAUGACACCAAUUUCGAUGGUCGCCUUGAUUUUCAGGAAUUCAAGACCAUGAUGUUGCUCACCAAAGCUUGAAUAUAUUCAUCAUUCAAUUCAUUUUCCAUCUCAAUCAAUAAUACUAUGGGUGCUUUUCUGUUCUACAAUAUCAUUUUUAUGGCCUCAACUUCUUCACUCUGAACCAAUCAUGUUAUGUGUGUUUUUAAGGUUAUGUCCUCUGCUCGAUGUAUGCCUAGUGUUGUUUAUAUUAGUUAAUUAAGCCCAUGCUACUAUCAAGAUA
Glycine soja is the source of this 737-nucleotide messenger RNA. RefSeq names its product probable calcium-binding protein CML44. The transcript has a single exon. Bases 65 to 535 code for a protein of 156 amino acids. NCBI's taxonomy places the organism in Eukaryota, Viridiplantae, Streptophyta, Magnoliopsida, Fabales, Fabaceae. Gene Ontology annotation, molecular function: calcium ion binding. The record is from RefSeq and is a predicted model, not a curated record.